AUGUACUGGCCAAACGGAGUCCCUAGGGUCUAUGCGAUCAACGGUCCCAGAAUCCCUGUUUCGCGAUCGGAUGAUGAAGGUGAUAUAGAUCGUGAAGAGGAGCUGGCAGAGCAAAGCCGAUCCCUGAAUCAGCACAAUGAGCCUGCACAGUCGUCAGCGGAAUCGUCGCAAUGGGCGGACGAGGCCAUUAGGGGGCUCUGCGUCUCUCGAAAUGGCCAUAUGUUUGCAACAAUGACCGACUCCUCGAUAUCCGUCUGGCAAACUCGGCCCACUGCAGUUGUUGCCGCAGUCGCUCGGUCGUCGACAUCACUCGAAACAUAUGGACCCAACAUUGCUCUGCUGAUGCGACCUGAUGCCACAAUCCUCGUUGUUCAGACCCUUAAUGGCUACCUUCUCACGUACACCAUUGCCACGGAUCCCAGCUCGCUUGUUUACCAGCAGCAGUAUGAUCAGACCAAUUCCUCGCGGCGACAGCAACUCGCUCGUCUCUCUGCCGAAGAUGAUUCCAGCAGCAUUCGAGAUAUAAGCAUACGUUUUCGAAUGGCGAUCAAGAUCGAGUCAGGGAUCGUGAAAGCACUCGCCUUGGAUAAUGAGCUUGUGGUAGCGACGGUGAAGCCGGCUGCCAUUCAGUGUAUCAGAUGGACACCCGAUGAGCGGGGCACCCAGACCACCUCAGAGCUUCUCAGUCGUAUUUUAGGGGUGUCGAAACGAGUAUCUAUUACCGAUAUGGUGUACGACCGCGCAAUCAACCUAUUGGUUUGGGUGACCAAUGAGGGCCACGCGUACGCUGUUCAACGUGUCUCCGAAAGACCAGAAGACUCCGAAACCCACAAAAAGCUUUUCAAUGGCCAUUGCUUCCAUACUCCUACCAGUGACGACGAGAAGGCCGUCAAGGUCACCGUGAAUGCCCGAUUUUCGUUGCUUACCGUGAGCUGUGCAAACGGCGAUGUCCUUGUCUACACAGCUAAAGACUACCUGGGAAAUGUUCCUUUGUCACAUAAGCUGCAGCCUCCCGCCUCGCCAAAUACUACAGGUGACCUGACUUUCAUGUGCUACUCGCCGGACGGGUACUGCCUUUUCGCGGGUUACGAACAUGGAUGGACAACGUGGAGCGUAUUUGGCAAACCAGGCGGCAACAGUUUCUCCAUCGAUCGCUCUCUUGCUGAAACCAAUGGAUGA
Aspergillus calidoustus is the source of this 1179-nucleotide messenger RNA. NCBI's taxonomy places the organism in Eukaryota, Fungi, Ascomycota, Eurotiomycetes, Eurotiales, Aspergillaceae. The record is from the annotation of a GenBank genome assembly.